GGCCCUUCUCCCUCCAGGUAAACCACUGUCCCGUGAUUCGCUACCAGGAAGUAGCUUACAUUUGGCCCUUCUCCCUCCAGGUAAACCACUGUCCCGUGAUUCGCUACCAGGAAGUAGCUUACAUUUGGCCCUUCUCCCUCCAGGUAAACCACUGUCCCGUGAUUCGCUACCAGGAAGUAGCUUACAUUUGGCCCUUCUCCCUCCAGGUAAACCACUGUCCCGUGAUUCGCUACCAGGAAGUAGCUUACAUUUGGUCCUUCGACUGCCCAUGACCGGUUUAUAUGGAACAGCAGCAAAGUAACAUGCUUCGUACUCCACCCAACGUCUCGAAUGUGAAUCCCCACGUGGGGGAAAACGUUGCUGCUCAACCGGACGCGAUUCCAGAGAACAAAUCUGUCGCCUCUGGUGCAUCGAGAGAACCUGCGAAGUCAACGAGAACCCGAACAUCGCGAAGCAGCAGGACUGACAGUCAAAUCAAGCUCUUGGACCUGGAAGAGCAGAAUGAGGAGGCUGAACUGCGAGCUUCCAUCGAGCGGGACAGGAUCGUGGCUGAGAAGCAGCUUGCUGAACUGCAGAUUCAACACGACCUGGCACUGAAGACCGAGCAGCGGAAAGCGGAGUUCCUGAAGCGGCAGCGAGAACGCGAUUUGAGGAAGAUCGAGCUGCAGUCUGACUCAAGUCACCGAUCGGGUACAUCGAGCAGAUCGAGUACCUACACCGACGUCUCGAAGCGCGUUGCAGAUUGGCUUACCGAAUCCGAUAUGGUCAGACCAACCAACGUGCAUGAAUCGUCCCACUGGAUAGAUCGUCCGUUCCUACAACAUCGCGAUGCAGGGAAUGCGUCGCCCCCCGACGUCUGGAAUGCACCGCCUCCCGGCACAUGGAAUACGUCGGCCCCCGGCGUGCAGAAAGCCUGGAACCCGGCCACAUGGAAUGUGCCAGCCCCCGGUGCGCGAAAUGCGUCGGCUCCCGGCGUGCAGAGAGCUGUAAACCAGGGUGCAUGGAAUGCACCAGCCCCCGGCCUGCGGAACGCGCCAGCAUCCGACGUGCGGAAUGCGUCGGUACAAGAACCCGCUGUAAAUGAGGUUCUGUCGCAAGCAUUCAGAGCACUACAAGGUAGGAACAUGCGAGACUUGCCCCCCUUUUCCGGCGACAUCAUGGAGUGGACCGUUUUUGAAAACGACUUCAGAACAUCCACCGAAGAGUUUCAGCUGUCGGACCGUGACAAUCUUCGACGACUGAACAAAGCGCUUCACGGAAAAGCAAGAAAAACUGUAGAGUCGCUGCUCUCAUCGCCUGACAACGUGGAGCAGAUUAUGCGAAUGUUGAAGUCGAACUUCGGCCGCACUGAAUGGGUGGUGGCGAACCGACUGGAGGCGCUGAGAAACCUGGAGACCGUAAAAGAGGGAAACAUCGAGUCCUUCCGUGCCUUUUACAAUGCGGUAAUUGGUACCAAGGUGGCGAUGACCAACGCGAGGGCGGACAACUACCUGAUGAAUCCCGAACUCAUAUCGCACCUGGCUGAAAAACUGCCUGCUUUCAGCAAACAGAUGUGGGUUCGGCAUAAGGCCGCUCUGAUGAAGGAAGGAGUCGCCAUCGAGUUCGACACUUUCUCUCGUUGGUUGGAGGAUGAGAUGGACAACCAGCUCGCGAGUCUCAACCCUGUAUUCAGCGUUAAGAAGGCCAGCUACCAGCCGAAGCCGAAGCCGACAGUCCUGAACGUCAACAGUCGCGACGAAAUGGUAGCGAAGAAGUGUCCUUUGUGCUCCGCAAGCUCUCACUCUGGCCUGGAGAAGUGCGAGCAGUUCCGGAAGCUGUCGGUUAUCCAACGUCGAUCUGCUGCUAACUCCUGCAAGGUCUGCUAUAUCUGCCUGAAGUUCGACCAUGCGAGGAAGAACUGCAAGUCCGAGAAGAAGUGUUCCAUCUGCAAGAAGAACCACCAUGAACUGGUCCACACCGACGAACCUGCAAGGAACUCGAGGAUCAGUCGUACGGACGCGGCGAGUAGUGACGAUAAUGUCUGCAACUUCAACGGCAAGAACACGAACACACUGCUCCGAGUUGGAAAGGUUAAGAUUCGUGGUCCACAAGGCGUCGCUGAAGUAUUUGCGCUCUUCGAUGAAGGUUCGUCUCUCUCGAUGAUGGAUGCGGCUGUGGCAGAGAGCCUCGGAUUGCGAGGACCGAUUGCUCCUGUGACCUACCGCUGGACAAAUGGGAUCCUGCACAAAGAGGAACAGUCGAUGAUGCUCUCGUUCCGAAUUUCUGGACCUUCCGAUCAAGCGAAGUGGUACGACGUGAACAAUAUCCAAACGGUGACAAACAUCGCCCUGCCGGCGGUGAAGUUCGACAUGGCGAGAGUAAAGCAGCUGUACCCCAUGCUCGAUGAAGAGAAGCUGGCUGCGAUCCAAGAUGCCUGUCCCUGUAUGCUGAUUGGAUCGAACAACGCAGGUCUGAUUGUGCCUCUGAAGACGGUGCAAUACUCAUUGGAUGGUUUGCAGCUGACUCGAUGCCACCUUGGAUGGACAAUCCAUGGAGUAGUGGACCCAGCCGGCGCCGGAUCGAGCAACCAUCAUGCGUUCCUGUGCUCCGAAGACGACGACAUCGAGCUUACAGAUCUGGUGAAACAGAUGUACAAGGUUGAAGAUUUCGGGAUCUCUGGCCAGUCGGUGAAAAUAGCCGACGAAGAUCAACGAGCACUGGACAUCAUGCACCGUACCAUUACACGGCGUGGUGAUCGUUUCGAGGUUGGCCAGAUAUACAGGUACAACAACUUCGUCUUCCCGGAUAGCAAGCCUCAAGCCCUACGACGUCUCCAGAUUAUGGAAAAGAAGAUGGACUCAAAUCCUGAUUUCGCUGAUCGGUACUGCAAGAAGAUCCAGGACUACGUCGACAAAGGAUACGCCAGGGAAUUGGAACCUGGUGAGCUAGCUGAAACUCCGAACACCUGGUACCUGCCGCAUUUCAGCGUGGCGACUGAUGAGAAGUUCCGCUUGGUGAUGGACGCCAAGGCAAAGUCGCACGGUUUUUCCCUGAACGAUCUGCUACUGAAGGGUCCCGAUUUCGUCCCUCCGCUGAUCGCGGUCCUGAUACGGGCCCGAAUGAAGAAGAUUGCCUUCGUUGCGGACAUACGGGAAAUGUUCCAUCAAGUCCUCAUCCGCAGAGAAGAUCAGGACUCCCAGCGAUUUCUUUGGCGUGGCAUGAAUCGCACGGACCCUCCUAACGAGUACGUUAUGCAGGUGAUGAUAUUCGGCGCAGUGUCGUCUCCGUCGAUGGCACAGUUCAUCAAGAACUUCAAUGCGAAGGAGCUAGAAGAAAAGCACCCCGGCGUCGAGCGAGCUGUCGUGAAGCAGCACUAUGUCGACGACUACUUCGACUGCGCGGACACUGAACAAGAAGCCAUCGAACUGGUUCAGCGUGUCAUUAAGGUGCACGAUCAAGGCGGAUUCAAGCUAAUGAAGUUCUCGUCAAACUCCCGUGCCGUGUUGGCAUCUCUCGAUCCGGAAAUCGUCGCGGACAAGGAGAGCGACGUUCGUGUCCUCGGAAUCGAGUGGGACCUGCAGUCCGACGAAUUCGUCUUCCCGCUAGACUUCCCAAAACUGGAUCAGCGAUUCCGGACAGCUGAAGCCGUGCCCACGAAGCGGCAACUGCUGAAAUUCAUGAUGGGUAUCUUCGAUCCACUGUGCUUGCUCAGUCCGAUCACGAUUCAGCUGAAGAUCAUCUUUCAAGAGCUGUGGCGACUGCAGUCGGGAUGGGACGAUGAGAUUCCUGAUGGUCUGGUGCCGAGAUGGAUGGAAUGGCUGAACGAAACUGCAAGACUGGGAGAAAUUCGACUACCGCGGUACUACCAUCCGGCGGUGCCAUCCUUUAGUGAUGUUGAACUACACGCUUUCUGCGACGCGAGUGACAAAGCUUAUGCCUGCGUGAUUUACAUGGUCCACCGCCGAAAGGAAAGAUCACAUGUUGCGCUGGUGUACGCGAAAUCAAGAGUAGCACCCCUGAAGUCGCAGACUGUGCCGCGACUAGAGCUACAAGGAUGCGUCCUGGCAAGCCAGAUGAUAAGCGUUCUUCAAACGGAGAUCAUGAUCGACAUUACCCGGCUGUACUUCUGGACCGAUUCGAAGAUCUGUUUGUGUUGGUUGAAGUCGGAUCAGAAGUUGACGGCCUAUGUCGGCGCACGCGUAAUGAAGAUUAAGGAGAAUGGUCACGGAGUGCAGUUCUGGCACUGGGUUCCGUCGCAGCUCAACGUGGCGGAUUUGGCAACGAAGUAUUCGAAGAUUGGCAGCAUGCAGGAAUGGCUGCGUGGCCCAGACUUCCUCUACCGGGAUAGCUCUACCUGGCCGGUCGACGAAUCGUUGGAAAUGUCCUCCGAAGAGUUCACGAGCUUCCACUCCGAAAUAACCGUCAAAGAUGUGGCCGGACCGCUAUGCUGUGCGGCGUUCAAAGAAAACUUGAUCGAUCUACCCGACAUCGCCAGGUUCUCGGAUUUCAACCGGCUGAUCAGGUCAACUGCGUACUACCUGAAAAUGAGAAGACUGUUAGUUUUGCCGAAACGAGAAAAGCCUGAUCGGUUGACGAUCAAUGUUCGUGACAUGGAUGAAGCAAGAAAAGAGUGGUACAGGAAAGUACAAUCGGAGACCUUCGAAUCCGAGCUGCGUAGCUUAAAGAUGUCAGGCUACGUGAAAAGUAGCAGUCGUCUGAAAACAUACUCCCCGUUUCUCCACGAUGGAAUCAUUCGGAUGCGAGGUCGUGUCCAAGAUGACAGCAAGCCGUUCGAGGUGAACAACCCGGUGAUCCUUCCCGACGGCCAUCCGUUCUGUACGCUGCUGAUCCGGAUGUAUCACAUUGCCAACGCACAUCAAGGCCUGGAAACCGUCAUCAACAACGUCAAGGAGCGCCACCGGAUACUGAAGAUCCGUUCGCAGGUGAAGAAGUACACGAUGUCCUGUGUGAAGUGCCGAGAGCUGAGAACGAAGCCAACCGUUCCGCAGAUGGGAAUCCUGCCGCCGGCACGAACAACCCCGCACGUGUAUCCGUUCACCUGUACUGGCAUCGAUUACUUCGGGCCGCUUUCUGUAAAGGUCGGCCGGCGCGUGGAGAAAAGGUGGGUUGUGCUGUUUACCUGCAUGACGUCGAGAGCAGUACACCUGGAAGUGGUGCCAUCGCUCGAUACGAACAGCUGCCUAAUGGCAAUACGCUGUUUCAUGUCUGUCCGUGGACUGCCGCAGUGCAUCAUGACCGACAACGGUACCAACUUCACCGGUGCCGACCAGGAACUGAGGACGCUCGUAAAGUCACUGGACCAGCCGCAGAUUGAGGAGUCGUUGAGCGUUAGAGGAGUACAGUGGAAGUUUAUACCCCCCGGUGCUCCACAUUUCGGGGGAUGCUGGGAGCGAUUAGUCCGCUCCGUCAAAACUGCACUUGGUGCAAUGCUGCGAGACCGACACCCUACGGACUUGGUGCUCCGGACGGCGUUGUGCGAGGCGAUGAACACUGUCAACAAUCGGCCGUUGACGCACGUUGCGGACGACCCCCUGGAUCCUGAACCGUUAACACCGAACAUGCUGCUACUCGGACGGAACAACGUGAUCCAGUUUGACCACGAUUUUGACGAACGGGACCUGGACUGUCGUGCCGCCUACAAGCAUUCCCAGAUCUAUGCGGAUCGUUUCUGGCGCAAGUGGGUGGCCGCAUAUCGCCCGGAGCUCAUCCGGAGUCGCAAAUGGCCGGACAACAGGAGGUAUCACGAGUACAAGGUUGGUGACAUUGUGAUGCUGGUGGACGAGACUCUACAUCGUGGUAACUGGCCAAAGGGCGUGGUAGAGAAAACCUACCGUGGCCCGGACGGAAAAAUAAGAACUGUUGAGAUACGAACUGCGAAGUCACGGUACAAGCGACCCGUCAGCAAGGUUGUGUUGCUGCAACCCAUCAGUUCGUCUUCUGGCCCGGAGAAUGUUGCGAACAAAAAUAGCCAAGCAUACAUUUUUACUCGGGCACCGCAGGCGCCCGACGUCGAGCCAACCGUCGUUGCCACGUGAGCGGGCUGCCGUCGUUGCCGUAGCAACGACCCAGCCGCAAUCGCAGCAAGCGUGGGCUGAAUUUGAAUUUUUAGAUUAGAAGUGAAAAAACUGUGACGCGACCUAGAAGUGAAAUUUUCCCAACGCGUAGGAAACUAAAUUGAAUUGUAAAACUCUUUGUUAAACUAGUUAAUAAUAGUAAUAAAUUAAAUAACAGUUAACAUAAAGCGUGUUAUUAGUGAAUUGCGUGAAAUACCAGUUUGAGAAGUAGGUUGAAGUGAACCCGGGUGAAGGUGAUUAGCUGUGGACAAAAUCAUCCUACCUGCGUCUGCCCCCUGAUUAGUGCACGUGUAUCGGGAGCCUGUUGGAGCCGAAUCUGGUGCUCCUCCCCCGCAACCACGUAACUACCCUGAAACAGAGCAGGUAAACCACUGUCCCGUGAUUCGCUACCAGGAAGUAGCUUACAUUUGGCCCUUCUCCCUCCAGGUAAACCACUGUCCCGUGAUUCGCUACCAGGAAGUAGCUUACAUUUGGCCCUUCUCCCUCCAGGUAAACCACUGUCCCGUGAUUCGCUACCAGGAAGUAGCUUACAUUUGGCCCUUCUCCCUCCAGGUAAACCACUGUCCCGUGAUUCGCUACCAGGAAGUAGCUUACAUUUGGCCCUUCUCCCUCCAGGUAAACCACUGUCCCGUGAUUCGCUACCAGGAAGUAGCUUACAUUUGGCCCUUCUCCCUCCAGGUAAACCACUGUCCCGUGAUUCGCUACCAGGAAGUAGCUUACAUUUGGCCCUUCUCCCUCCAGGUAAAC
Aedes albopictus (Asian tiger mosquito) is the source of this 6821-nucleotide messenger RNA. RefSeq lists its product as uncharacterized. Gene Ontology annotation, biological process: DNA integration. Gene Ontology annotation, molecular function: nucleic acid binding. The record is from RefSeq and is a predicted model, not a curated record. NCBI's taxonomy places the organism in Eukaryota, Metazoa, Arthropoda, Insecta, Diptera, Culicidae. Bases 282 to 6035 code for a protein of 1917 amino acids. The transcript has 2 exons.